AUGGAUAUUCUCCCACGUUACUUCCAAGACCAAGGCGAGCUAUUGGACAUCAUCGAUGGUCUCCGAUCGCAAGGACUCAAUAUCUAUAUUUCGCUUCCGCAAUUGGUAGUCUGUGGUGACCAAUCUGCUGGCAAGAGCUCAGUCCUUGAAGGCAUAUCAGGAGUCGCUUUUCCGACGAAGGACAAUCUCUGCACCCGCUUUGCAACAGAAGUUGUACUUCGCAGAGAUGCUAAGAGUCGCGUUCAUGUUACUAUCUUACCCGACGGCGAUCGGACGGACGACGAAAAGGAGCAGCUCCGGGGUUUCAAGGCACCAACUGCCAGUCUGGAAGAGCUUCCUGGCCUAGUAGAGAUGGCGAAAGAUACAAUGGGUCUCAAUCGUGACGGCAAGGCAUUCAGCAAAGACAUAUUGAGAAUCGAGCUUUCAGGCCCGGACCAGCCUCAUCUGACGCUGGUCGACCUUCCAGGUCUGAUUCACGCUGAGAGCAAGCAGCAAUCUGCUGAGGACUUGGAUCUGGUCUUAUCACUCGUUCGCGGUUAUAUCGCUAAUCCUCGAUCGAUCGUUCUUGCAGUGGUCUCAGCGAAGAACGACUAUGCUGUCCAGAUCGUGACCAGGUUCACGAGAGAGGUUGAUCCUAAAGGCCUCCGAACUCUUGGUAUAAUAACAAAGCCUGAUACGCUUCAUGUUGGAUCUGACAGCGAGGCCGCGUAUCUAAGCCUAGCCCGCAACGAAGACGUUCAGUUUCGACUAGGAUGGCACGUCCUACGGAACCGAGAUUUCGACACCAAGCAUCUGUCUAGAUGCGAGCGUGACGAAGCUGAGAAGAAAUUCUUCUCGAACGGAAUAUGGCAGACACUGCCAUUGCAUUCUCUUGGCGUCGAGUCCUUGCGAUCAAGACUGAGCACCGUCCUCAAGGAGCAAAUCAUCUCCGAGCUACCAGCGUUGCUGAGGGACAUUGAGUCAGGCCUUGUGGACGCCCGCGAUCGACUUGACCAUCUUGGAGAUUCACGAAGAACGACACAUGAGCAGCGUUUGUAUCUUAUUCGCAUAAGCGAAGAUUUCUCCUCCCUGCUGAGCUCUGCAAAUGGUGGAACAUAUGGUCGAGAUUUUUUUUGGUGGCUUCAAGAAGCGGCUCAGAGCCGUGAUCCAGGACCUGUCACUGGAUUUGCGCACACCAUGCGGAGAAGUGGUCAUCUUCAACAAAUUCUCGACGACGAUGAGGUGGACAGUGGAGACCACCUGAGUGUCUCAGCAUCGAUUCGGCCCCGAAGCAUUGUACGCUCAGCAUACAUGGAAGGGCCAUGGAGCGACCUUGUCCAGGAAUAUAUGGACCACGUCGUUGCUGCAGCACGGACAACAGUCGAACUCAUUCUGGCUCAUUCAGCUGAUGCUUCAACAGCCGAAAGUCUGCUCCGCGAGAUCAUCAAUCCUGCUUUCGAACACUGCGUGGGAAACGUGCGCCGAAAGGUUCAGGAAGUUCUGCAGCCACAUCAACAAAGCUCGGAGAGAACAAACAAAAGGCAGCAGUUGCAAAUACUGCGUUCUUUCUUCGGGGACAAGUCUCGAUCUGCGGCAUAUGGCGCUUCGUCCCAGAAUGUCGACUUAGAGAGGCUUCUCGAUGCUUUGAACCCCGAGCCAGAAGGCAGCAUGGACCAGUUCGCUUGUUCUGAAGCUACAUACUGCAUGGAAGCCUACUACAAGGUGGCUAUGAAAACGUUAGUCGACAAUAUCGCCGUGCUUGGCAUCGAGUCUUGCUUGUUGGAGGGCUUGAAGGACGCAUUCACAGCCCAGACCGUGAUGAAUCUAGAGGACGGCUUGGUCCAGAAGAUCGCAGCGGAAACCCAGGACUCAGUAACAGAGCGUACACGUACAGAAGAGAAGUUGCGAAUUCUCAAGGAUGGGCUUCAUACCCUAAAUCGAUACAGACGUUCUAAGCACCAAGACCCCCAGGCGAAUGAACGUGACGGCUUAGACGACUGCGAGACACACGAAGCGAAUGAUCCUGACUCACGCACGGCUGUCAAUAAUGGCGUGCACAAUGCUGCUGACAAUGCUCUACAGGAGGAUGAUUCUUUCGCGGAGAGAGCAGGAGUCCAAGAACCAUCUCUUGACGUUUGGAGCAGCUGGAGUGAGUUUAAAUCCAGUCCCAAAGUCCCUGUUAAGCUUAAGAAGAAGAGUGUCAAGUCUCGUGCUGCAAUGUGGAAUGAUAAUGCGCUUGGAGAACAGGAGUAG
Molecule: messenger RNA, 2232 nt
Organism: Recurvomyces mirabilis
Lineage: Eukaryota; Fungi; Ascomycota; Dothideomycetes; Mycosphaerellales; Teratosphaeriaceae
Exons: 6
Coding region: 1-2232 (743 amino acids)
Cellular component (GO): membrane; microtubule; cytoplasm
Molecular function (GO): GTPase activity; microtubule binding; GTP binding
Source: RefSeq, a predicted model, not a curated record